CCAAAAUGACAAAUGUUUCGACCUUUAGCAGCGGCUGUUUUGAAAAGUCGCCCGUUUGCCGUCUUAAUUGCUCAUACGUCAAGGAAAGUACUUAGGAAACAACAACUGAGAGAUUCUAACGUUAUUGAUUUGCAUUCACCAGAAGCGUUAAAUCACAAACAGGUGUAUGUAUUUGGUUUCUCGGCUACUGGAGCUCUCGGCAAAGGGGAGUAUCUUGGUCUAAAUGGGAAAUGUGGUACCCACCACACUGUGGGUGUUUCACAUCCUGUUGCUCUGACUCACUUGUCAGGUAAACGGAUUAAACCGAUAAAAUCUGCAUGUGGAUACGGUUUUACAACAUAUAUAUGCGAAAGUAGUAAUUCGGAUUUUGGCGUAUAUGGAUGUGGCAUCAAUAGUGAUGGUCAGUUAGGACCACAGUCUUCGGGAAUUCAAGGCAAACUUGCUUCAGGAGAUUCAGUAAAUGUUGUUCCUGAGCCCGCGAGAGUUGACAUACAUCUUACUCAGGCAGAAAAGCAAAUAUAUCGGCCUUCUCAUGUGGCAUGCGGCCGGGCUCACACUAUUAUUUCAUAUGAAAAUUUGAAAGAAUCAUCUGAAAAUACUCCUCCACUUGUUUUCAGUUUGGGUAAUAAUGUUUUUGGGCAGUGUGGCCGAGAAAUAAUCGCUGGUGAAAAGUAUGGUCAAGAUAUUGCAGUAAUCACAAGAAUUAGUAUACCUCCACAGAUCAAGUCUAUUAAACAAAUUGUUUGCGGUCAAGAUCAUAGCCUUUUGCUUAGUUCAGAUGGUGUUGUUUAUUCCUGUGGACUUGGAUCAGAUGGACAGACGGGUUUAGGCCAUUACGAUACAGUUGAUCGUUUCACUCCUGUUAAGGGUGAAUUAGAAAAUGAACGUGUUUGUUUACUAUCAUCUCGUGGCGACACUGUUCUUGCGCUUACUGAAUCCAACAAACUUUUUGCCUGGGGUAAUAAUGAAUACGGACAAAUAUGGCCAAUCGAUCAAGCUGUACAAGUUGCAGAACCUGUUCAUUUGAAUUUAGAUCAGUGUAUUGUCCCACCGGAGUCAAAUGUCCCAGCAGAUAGUGUUCAUAUUGGAGAGAUACAGUCAAUCGGUUGCGCUGGUUCUAUGUGUUGUAUAGUCAAUAAAAUUGGACAGGUGUUUGUCUGGGGUUUCGGAUGUAUUGGAUUAGGUCCAAAAGUGAACUGUGCACCACGGCCAACAUUAAUCCCUCCAGGUUUAUUUAUGCCAGCAAGUGUGAACAGUCCAUCACGGAUAAAUUAUAUCGCCUCCGGCUUAUAUCAUUUCAUUGCUCAAAAUACUGAUGGUUUAUUAUGGGCAUGGGGAGCGCCACGUGGUGGGUUAUACUGUCUUGGUUUAGGUGCACAAGUGACAAAAUCAGCAACUGAUCAAACCUUUCCAAUGCCGUUGCUUCUUCCAAUUAAAGCUACACAAGUAGUGUGCGGUGUUGAUCACACUGUGUUUCUACGAGUUGUUCAAACCAGUACAUUGUGCAGUUGUUUCCCAUGGGAAAAGUAUAAUGCUUAUGAUGUAUUAGGAGUGAAAAAAUCUGCAACAGCUGAUGAAAUUAAAUCAGCCUAUUAUAAUUUAUCGAAAAGUCUACAUCCUGACCGAUUGUCCCAUUCGAAUCCAGAUAAAUUGAAAAGACAAGAGUUUCAAUUAGUGUCGUCUGCAUACACCUUGCUUCGAAAUACAGAAACUCGAUCACAAUAUGAUGCAUAUUUGGAGACUGGUUGUUGGCUACAGCACAACAAAAAUGAUGUUGUAUCCAAUUUCGAUAUUGAAUUUCAACGAGCUCGUGAAUUGUUCAUGCGAAAUCGAAAAUUUCAACGGAAUCAUUCGCAAACCGAUAAAUAUGAACGAAACGUUUCUGAAGCUGUGAAAAGCGAAGUGAAAAAAGACAAUGUUAAACCUAAAACAGUCUUAGAUUAUGACUAUUAUAAUUAUGAUUCUUCUUCUUCUUCGAGAACACAACCUUCUGUAUACUUCACAGCCUCUUACAUUGUAGGCAUUACAUUUAGUUUAUUUUUCAUAUACUACUGUUUAGUACAGUCGAAAUGA
Molecule: messenger RNA, 2073 nt
Organism: Trichobilharzia szidati
Lineage: Eukaryota; Metazoa; Platyhelminthes; Trematoda; Strigeidida; Schistosomatidae
Source: the annotation of a GenBank genome assembly